Molecule: messenger RNA, 348 nt
Organism: Cylicostephanus goldi
Lineage: Eukaryota; Metazoa; Nematoda; Chromadorea; Rhabditida; Strongylidae
Source: the annotation of a GenBank genome assembly
AUGAAUCCUGACUCCUUGAAAUGGAAGCUAAUCCUGGCACUGGCUAGUAGUACCUUUGCACUUUUAUUCACUGUAAUUGCCAUUCCACUGAUUCAAGCCGAUUUGGAGAAUCUCAAAACAGAGGUAUUCAGCGAAAUGGACGAGUUUCGGGCUUCUACCGAUGCUCUUUGGGAUGAUCUAAUCGAAAUCGAGCGCAAUCCUGUCGCCAAAAGGGACAUCUCCGUUGUUUACAGUCGAAGGCCAGUGAUUCACAGAAAAGCAAAACGUAAGUUCUACAAGAAUGUUCAUAUUAUUUUGGCUACUUUUGCUGCCAAUAACAAAAGUUUUUACUCGGACAAGCGCGGAUAA